UAGUGUAACAAAAUGACGGCUACAACAUUAAACUAACAAUUUUACCAAACAGCUCCUAAGUCCUAACAAGAUAAAGGGACGCGCUCUAUACUGAGUAGAGAAACAGAGAGAUGAUGGGGUUGUGUUACAAUCCUUUCCCUCCAAGUUGCCGGCUUCAAGUGGUAGACUCCUCUCGGCAGUUGAAGAAUGCUGACAAUAAGCUUAAGCUUACUUCUCUGAAGAAGAAGACGAGGCCAUUCAAUGGAUUUCGAAGGGCUUCUCCAAAACUUUUCGCUUACUAUGGAUUGAAGACACCUCCUUACGAACUCGAUGCUUUAGAACCGUAUAUGAGUAAAAAGACAUUAGAGAUGCAUUGGGGUGAAUAUCAUCGAGGUUAUGUGGAAGAAUUGAAUAAAGAACUAGCAAAGGAUGAUGUACUAUAUGGCUAUACCAUGGAAGAACUUAUCAAAGUAACAUAUAACAAUGGGAACCCCCUUCCUCAAUUCAACAAUGCUGCCCAGGUCUGGAAUCAUGACUUCUUUUGGGAAUCCAUGCAACCAGGAGGAGGGGAGAUGCCUGAACUUGGGGUACUUCAGCAAAUUGAAAAAGACUUCGGUUCCUUCACAAAUUUCAAGGAGAAGUUUGUGGAAGCCGCUCUUACACUAUUUGGAUCCGGUUGGAUUUGGCUUGUUCUGAAAAGAGAAGAAAGACAACUUGCUAUUACGAAAACAUCAAAUGCCAUCACUCCGCUUGUAUGGGACAAUAUUCCCAUCAUCUGUUUAGAUAUGUGGGAGGUAAAUUCUUAUAGUCUUUCUAUCUCACACGCACCCACAAAAAAUGAAAAAACAAAAAGAGGCUUGUGUUCACAAACAUUGUUUUUUUUUUUUUCUUUUCCUUCCAUGUGUUGCAGCAUGCUUAUUAUCUGGAUUACAAGAAUGACAAAGGAAGCUAUGUGAAUGCUUUUAUGAAUCACCUUUUAUCUUGGAAUGUGGCAAUGGCACGCAUGGCACGUGCAGAGGCCUUUGUUAACUUGGGAGAUCCAAAAAUUCCUGUUGCUUAAUAUUUUUGGCUUCAAAAAGAUCAUUGAUUAAAUGGUUACAGAGGCUUCUGAGUUACUGCAGUCAGACAUCAAGUGUUGAAGAUGAAUAAGUUUAGAAAUGGUGCACUAAUGUAACAUGUGAAAAGAAAGAUGCUUAAUGUUGCCUCUAGUUUAGUUCAUAUGUUGUUGUAUGGUUCAUGUAGAUGCCCUAAUGUUAUUGGGGCUAUCCGGAAUGCUAGUAGUAGGGGAGAUGAGGGAUUAUAAUUGAUAUGUAAUUCAUUUGGGAAGAGUAAUAGGUAGUUUAGGAGAAUCUUAAUGUAUUGGUAGUUUGCCAGAACCAUACUUGUCAAAUUGAGAAUCAAAAUCUUUAUUUUAGAAUCGAGAAUCGAA
Messenger RNA from Jatropha curcas, 1408 nucleotides. NCBI's taxonomy places the organism in Eukaryota, Viridiplantae, Streptophyta, Magnoliopsida, Malpighiales, Euphorbiaceae. The record is from RefSeq and is a predicted model, not a curated record.